This is a messenger RNA of Syngnathus typhle (broad-nosed pipefish), 2762 nucleotides long. RefSeq names its product homologous recombination factor with OB-fold (gene hrob). The record is from RefSeq and is a predicted model, not a curated record. The transcript is spliced from 9 exons. The coding region runs from base 363 to 2375 and encodes 670 amino acids. Gene Ontology annotation, biological process: recombinational repair. NCBI's taxonomy places the organism in Eukaryota, Metazoa, Chordata, Actinopteri, Syngnathiformes, Syngnathidae.
GCUAUUUAUUGCGAAGGCGACGGACCACCUCGAACCAGGAGGCAGGCGCGCGCGAGCGCGUGCUACAUACGGGUGGGUAUACUCGAUGCAAGACAUGCGGGAAAAGAAAAAGGAAGGAAAAAAUAAAACAACUGCGCGAGGGAGGCUGGGAGGGGUACUAUCUCAACAGACUUGCUUGUUCUUCGUCCAAACACGUACGUCAUGACGUUUGAACGUGAGUCGCGGGCUCACCGGUUCUCCUCAUUAGCCCAGCACACCAACACUAGAAGGCAGUUAGCGACUUUGGAACACCAAAUCACUUGAAAACAACAAGGAGCAAACGUCCUCCCUCCGACGUCUUGGAGCGACUCGUCGUGUGAGCGAUGAGCUGCCAUCUGGGUGGGCUGUUCAGCAUAGGCGAGGACUUUGACGACGAGGACUUGCUGGGGACUCACUGGGCUGCCGGACCGCAAACCACUGUGCCAUCCCACCCUGUGGACGCAACUGGCGUUUCCGGCACCAACCUCCAGAGAGCGUCCCUGCGUCCCACUUCGGAAACAGUUGCGCCGACUUUACGGAAGCUGUCCUCGGGCACUCGGGCUUUCCACCGCCACCUACCGGUAAACCCUGAGCCCCACUCGGAAAUUGGGUCGAGGCCCGCUAUCACACGGGUUCCUCGGAGAGAACCCGGCGCCAGCCUCCUCCAGCCAAAUGUGGUGGAGUCUUUGCUCGCCUCAAAGCAGGUUACUCCGGCUUUGCAGGACCUUACCUCGGGCACUCGUUUCCUGAGGCCCAAUUUGCCACCCGCACUGAGCCUCCCUAAGCACCAUGUAGGGGGGGCACAAGCGAGCCCCGCCACCAACGAGCCAUUCCGGCCUCUGGGCCGGAAAACCUCGCGGGAGCUUUCUCCGAGCUUUGCUCGAGCUUGCGCUCUUCCGUCCCCCGAUUCGGGCUCGGCGAGGGCCGGCAGGCAGCCGUGUCCCGUCCCCACUGCCGUUGUGGCAUCACGCCCGCUGGGUGCCACCCCUGCGGCCACUCGAGCCUCUGGAUCGAACCUUCUUCAGCCGAGUGAUGAGCGACCAGCUCACUCCCUUGCACCUACCGCACGCCAUGUCACCGAGCCCCCCUCGGCGUUACUGCAGAAGCCCAGCGCCAAUGUCGCCGCUCAGGAUGACUUUGACGACUGGGACUUGGACCUUGCAGACUUGGAGGCGUGUGAACGUUUAGCGGUACCCUCUGCCCCCCUCCAAGCCCUAGGUGGAGGGACCCUUAGAGCGCCAACCUCCACAGCCACCUCGCUAGCCCCAAACACUCUUUCCAGGAGUCACUGCAAGCCUCAGCGAGCGGCGCGGAGCACCCCAGGGCCCUCGGGUCGGCCUCGAGGCCUCUUUGAGACGGCCGCGCUCGUAGCCUCCCCCUCUUCAUCUCCGGCCUUCAGUCCGCACCCCCUCAGCACACCGUUGCUGACAAACCACCUGGUGCAGCUGGUGUCUGCGUCCAACAAGGUGUCCCGCAAGAGGCCUCGCUCGGAGCCUCGGCCGCCCAAGACUCGGCGCUUCCCGGGCCCGGCGGGGCUCCUCCCGGAGGAGCCACCCAGUCACAGUCUGGAUGAGAUUGUGGUGUCCGUUCCCCAGAUUCCCGCCUCCGGUGUGGCGGCUCGUCUUCCACACCAGGUUUCCUGCUCCCAAAGCGAGGAAGAGGAUUUUGGCGGCCCCUGGGCAGCGAUGAAGGCCGAGAUGGGACUGGACGAUCGCAACCCGGCGUGCUUCCUGUGCUCCUUCAGCGUGGUUAUGGUCCUCCGCAAGGCGGCUUUGAAGCAGCUGAACAAAAACAAAGUGCCAAACAUGGCCGUGAUGCUCAAGAGUAUCAACCACACGCAUGCCGACGCUAAGGCCGUGUUCAGGGAUCCUACAGGCACGUGCGGAUGCACAACACACACACACACACACACACACACACACACACUUUACUAUUCCUGCACAGCAAUGGACAGAGGCAUCUUGUUGACUAAAGGUGAGAUCCGGGGCACGGUGCAUCGGCGCCUCCUGGAGGAGCGCUUGGGGGAACUGAAGGUUGGCGCCGUGCUUCUUCUCAAACAAGUGGGCGUCUUCUCCCCCUCCCAUUGCAACCACUACCUCAACGUGACGCCUAACAACCUUCUCAGGAUCUAUUCACCAGAUGGAGGCUGCCACAAGGGGCAGCUGCCACCGUCGGUUCUGGAGCCCUCGCCCGCCGUCGAGCCCGUAAGCUGCACGCCGCUGGUGUUUGACGGUGACAACGCCGGUGCCGACGAUGGGAGCAAAUGCAAAGAUGGAAGCCCGCAAGCUUCAGGGUGGGACGCAGACGACCUCGACGAGCUGUUGGUGGCGCUCUCCGAGGACACCUACAGUCUUUGAGUUUGACAACGGAGCCCGAUGUCAUUGUAAAAAUGUUCACAUUUUGUUGUUGUUUAAAAGUCCCCCAAGUGGCUUUCUCUGUUGAUAUUAGCAAAGAAAAAUCUAUUGCAACAUUCUUUUCUCACAUUGAUUGAUACAGGCCAAUGGCUCAGUUGGCACGGUGAUUGAUGAUAAAUGGGUUGGAAGAUUAAAGAUGGGUUGGAAAUUAGUUUGAAUUUGUGGAAGGAAAAAAAGUCAAUUGUAUCCUCUGAUAAUAUAAUUCAAUUCAUCAUAAUAUGCCUUGAAACUUUCACAGCCUUUCCUGCUACAUAUGCAAAUGGAACGCGUAAUAUGAUGCCUGAUGAUGCUUCCUUCAUAUUCCAUUAAAAAUGCACUCAGCAAUUGUAA